CUGGGUCGUGCCUGGGUGGCAGCUCUACGCUUCCGUAAUCUAUAGCCAGGGACUGUAGUUUAAAAAAAUACAGACUACCACAUCGGCAGACUACCACAAUUGAUUCCAAAUCUUACAAUUAAUAUGCGAUUUUGAAGUCCAGUUCAGUUUUAAUUAAAGGCGCUUAACAAAAGCAUUACAUUAGCUGUUUAAGAGUUACAGCAAAUUUUUAUACAGUGUCCCCCCGGGUUAAAAACUAACUGUACAAAGUAGCAUCAUUUUAAAUAAGAUUUAUUUAUUUUUAAUUGAAGGAAAAUCCUAUCCUGAAGUCUGUAAACCAUAAAUAUCACCAAAUGCUUUUUUCUUCCUUGAGAUGCUCUGUUAUGCUGGCACUCUUGCCACUUUGGUUGCUGCUUGUGUGUGGGUCUUUCUGGAUUCAGGACUAUGCUUGAAGGAGCUUGUUGAGGAGCGGAUGUGAGGGAGGCCAGUGAAAAGCUUAGGGAUCAGGAGAGGGCUUGAUAUAAAGGCUGACAGCGACAAGCUGACACUCAGACCACUGGAGCUCUGCUCAUUUUAAAGCACACUUCCUCAAGCAACUAACCAACGCUGAUACAGCACGAACAGAGAAAAUUGAGCAUGCGUGGAGCAGUUGCUGGUUGUGUGGUGCUGGUGUGCCUGAUGGCGCUGCUGGUUCAGAGGACGGAGGGACACAUCACGUUCUUUAGCCCAAAAGAGUUGAUGCUGAUGAAGGAGCGAGAAGGGAGAAAGGACAUGGAGCCUCGAUCAGAGGAUGGCCAGUUUGAAGAAGUCACCGUCCAACAGGUUCCUCAGACAGAACGUGGUGGAAAUCCUGAGAAGACCGUGGAGAUUUCUGUCCGUCUUUCACCAAAACAGCUGGAUCACGUGACUCCAGUGCUCGAAGAGAUCAUCCAUGAAAUAACCCAGGAGCGUCAGAAAGCAAAGUAACAAGGCUGAUAGCAUGAGGGAAUGAACGCUGUAUAAAUUCUUCGAAAAGCACAGAAUGAUUGUGUCUUACUGAAUUAAUCAAUAAAGGGAAGUGAUUGUGUCACUCAUUCUAGUUUGCGCUGUAAUUUCUGUGAAAGCAUGUUGGCUUGUUGGCCACAGGGUGUCAGCCUCUUUCCCAGGAGAAACUGAUUCCUCUCAGACCUCAAGGAAAUUCAUAACCCUUUAUAGCAUGAUGGUUACACAGAUGUAAUGCAUAUUCUGAAAAAUCAUUCAAGCUAUUUAGGAAUGAUCCCAAGGGACACAGAC
Molecule: messenger RNA, 1251 nt
Organism: Haplochromis burtoni (Burton's mouthbrooder)
Lineage: Eukaryota; Metazoa; Chordata; Actinopteri; Cichliformes; Cichlidae
Gene: mlnl
Product: motilin-like
Exons: 6
Coding region: 616-945 (109 amino acids)
Source: RefSeq, a predicted model, not a curated record